GCUAAAAUAAAAUCAAGGUGAACUCUGGAAUUGGGGGUCCAGCCAGUGAAGAAUGGGCAAGCCGACAAUGGAGAGGACAAUUCUUGAAUCCUGAUGAUAAGAGUUUCAACGAGCUGCUUCCGAAUAUUUCCAUGGAUAAAAGCAAUUAGCAUGAUCCGCAGAAACAGUUAGGUCAACCUGCAGAUUUAAUGGAAGAGUCGGGGAUAAAUCAAAGUCAAGGCAAUCAGACUGCUGCAGCAACGCAGUUGUUGGCAACUGCCACUGGGGAUCCUGAUUCACAAAGAGACAUUGGAGAAGAUAGUGAUGAAGCACGGCGUGACAAAAAGAGAAAGAACGAUAAAAGAUACAGAGACAAACAAAGGGAUAAAAGGCAGGCACUGGAGGGUGAAAAUGAUCGAUUAAAGCAAGAAAUUCAGGAAAAAGAUAAACAGGAGCAGCUGAUGAAGUCCAAGCUUGAGGUAGUUGAGGCUGAAAAUGCGAGAUUGAAGUGUGAAUUAGAAGAAAAGAAACAGCUAACCAAGUCGUUGCUGGAUGUGAUUGGGGUUGUAAAUCAACAACAAAUAUCUACUACUGAUAUGCAGCCACUUCUGACCCAAAUUAAACUGGUAGUGGAUGGAUUUGUCUCUUUGAAUCGAACGGUGGCUGAGCUUCAACAAACUGUUACUCAACAUGCACAGCCAUGGCGGCCACAGCGCAAUAUAUUGAUAAAUCAAUGCUCUCAGCCUGCUGCGACAACACUGCCUCUGACUCAGCCCGCUGGCACAAGUAGAAUGCAGCAAACAUCUCAGUCCUCGCCGGCAACGUUCACUGAAAAUUUUCAUGGAUUGCCAGAUUUCUUGCUGCAGGAACAAUUAGGCCAAACUGCACAAACAAUCAAUGUGUCACCAGAGUUCGGUUUACCUCAGGGGCAAGGCGGAAACACUGCAGUCGAAUCGCAGCCAUUCACACAGGGACCAUCUGAUCAAGAUGCUGACUUAGAUGAAUUUUUCUCAUCCUUCUAUGAACCAGAAGAUCAAACUUUCCACGUCGAGUUUUGUUCAUAUAAUGCUAGUAUAGUUGAAGGAAAGGGAAGAAAAGGUGCACUUGUACGCGGUCAGAAAAGUAGCACAAAGCAGACUAUCCUUUCGGCUUUUAUUAAAGCAUUCCGUAUGCUUGCUGCAUCACUCGUGGCUGAAAAUGAUCCAUUAAAGCCUGAAAUUCAAAAAAAACAAGAGCCAUGUCACGAGGACCAGCAGAUGAAGUCCAACAUAGAGGCAUUUGAAGCUGAAAAUAAGAGUUUGAAGCGUGAAAUUAAAGAAAAAGAACGACGAAUGAAGCUUAAUCUAAAGGCGUUUUUGGUUGAUUAUAGGAUAGUUAAGAAUCAAAUUGAAGCAAAGGGAAUCAAAAUAUGGGAGUUUGUGUAUAAAAAUGCGCGAGUGGAGCAUGAAAUUAAAGAAAAGGAAAGGCUUAUGAAGUCCAAUAUGGAGGCAUUUGAGGCAAAAAAUGGCCAAUUGAAGCUUGAAAUUGGAGAAAAGGAACAGAAGUCCAAUCUGAAGGCAUUUAAGGCGCAAAAUAAGAGAUUGAAGCGUAAAAUAGAAGAAAAUAAGCAGCGAAUGAAGUCCAAUCUGAAGGCACUUGAGGCUAAAAAAGGGAAACUGGAACAUGAAAUUCAGGCAAAAGAGCAACUAAUGAAGUCCAAUUUGGAGAGACUUGACGCCCAGAUUAGACAGCUAGUUGAUGAAUUUGAAUCUCUAAAUGUAGCCAAUGUUAUGGAAACAAAUCCUGUCAACACAGCUCGUGAAUCUGCCUCGUGAAUCUGCACUAAUUACAGCAAAUAUAAUCAGCAUUAUAUGCAGGAUAUCAAUCACACUUAUUUGUAUUUAUUUUCUAUUAUUGUAUAUCUUUAAUUUCCAUAAAUAAUUGCAGACCUUGUGUAUAUAGGAUACUCAAUUCUAUGAAUAAAAUAUAUCAGUUUCA
This is a messenger RNA of Rubroshorea leprosula, 1956 nucleotides long. The record is from the annotation of a GenBank genome assembly. NCBI's taxonomy places the organism in Eukaryota, Viridiplantae, Streptophyta, Magnoliopsida, Malvales, Dipterocarpaceae.